AUGUAUCUCAUUAUAUAUAUUGUCCAGUUGCUAAAGCGGGUCACUCUGUGGCCCCAUGGACUGGAGCCCGCCAGGCCUUCCUGCCCUCUACUGUCUCCCAGGAACCUGCUCAAGUUCAUGUCCUUUAAGUCCAGGGAUGCAAGUGUGAAACCCAUUGUGUAUCUCACACAUGCAGCCCUAGGAGUCCAACAGGUACCAGCUAGACACAAGGAUGCGCUUGUUGCAAGGGCCUUCAUUUAUUCUAUGUCUCUCUGCAUCCCCUUUCUUCUUCCAGGGGCAGAGUCUGGGAUGAAAAAAAAAUGGCUGAAGCAGUGA
This is a messenger RNA of Rangifer tarandus platyrhynchus (Svalbard reindeer), 315 nucleotides long. NCBI's taxonomy places the organism in Eukaryota, Metazoa, Chordata, Mammalia, Artiodactyla, Cervidae. The record is from the annotation of a GenBank genome assembly.